CUUGAAGUUGAAGUACAGGAAGUAGGAAAGGGAUACGGCCCCAGGCAGCGCUCAUGAGGGAGGAUGGUGACGGCAGCAGCUUCUUGCUGUAAGCUUUGGCCUGGCUUUCACGCCCACAACUUUGUCUUGAGCGACGAACCGGCAUAUCCUCGAAUGUUGUAUAAGAGCAGCCUGUGCAAGUUGCAGCAUUUGCUGAUUGUUGGGAGCGGGCACGCGGGUGGGACCAAGAAGAGCUCCUCACGAGUGGGCAGAGUGGACGACAGCGAAGUCCUUCCUGGAAGGACGUCGGGCAAAGCUGCGAGGGCGUUCAGUGAGAGGGGGGAUGUCGGGGUUCAGGCACCGGACCAAGAGGGUUCCUUGCAAGAGUGGGAAGAGAUACGCCGGCGCGCAAGCAGCGGUGCGGACGCGUCCGUGUCCUUCUCUCCGCCCGUUCAGCCGGCCUGGGAGAGAGCGACGGGGGCCCAAGAAGCACGCGCACGCAGCCACCAGCAAAAGAAGAAGGCGGGCAAGGCGGCUGAGGUCAAUGGGCACCGCGUGCCAGCGGGAGAGACGCAGCGCCCGCGCACAGAGCAGGAGGGGGAGCAGCGGCCCCACAAACCUGCCAGGGCUUCGAUGGAUGCGCGCACUCGGGCCUCGCGGGGUCGCGUGCAAGUUGCAUUUGACACAAGGGACAGCAAGUUUUUUGCAAUGGCGGAAGACCCGGAAGAGCAGCGGGGCGCAGCGCACCCUCCGCAGAGGAGCACCAUUACCAGGAAUCGGUCAUCCCUGGGGAGUAACAGUGCGGGGCUUCCGGGAGACGCUGCAUCAGCAAAUGGUGCCAAAGGAGGAAGCAUGGAAGCUUGCGAGAUGGAGGAUGCUGCGAGUGCGGCCCUGGGGUUAGAGAUUGGAAGAGUGUACGAUAUGCGCCGAAGCACAAGCAGCAAGGCACGGAGGGAGCGACGGAGGGGCAGAGUACGGAAUGCUGCAGCGAGCCUGGAGACACUCGAACGAGGGGGUCACGCACGGGAUGCCAAAAUCGUUUCAGACGCAGCCUUGGGGGCUGGCAUUGAACUGGAGGAUUCGGAAAGAGGUAGGUCGAGGACAGGUCCUGGGGAGCAGCCAGGACGCAACGGCAGCGCAGGCCAGGCUGUGCAUAGUCAACGGCGGGCGCCGCAUUUGCAGUCCCCUGAAGACGUUGUCCUCAGUAGGGGGACAGAUUAUGCCCUGAAGAAUGCCCCUGAGAAGGAGGCGCAACGCGUUGUUGGCCAGCGGGCCGUGAAGCAGGUGGUGGCGGCGCUGCAGGGGCUGUCACGCACGGAGGGCGCAGCGGAGGUGUUACAGCGAUGGCGCGGCCAGUUGCGCGUAAUUGACGCCAACCAGGUGGUCAAGGAACUGGGGCGAGAGGGGCGCUGGCGCAGGGGGCUGGAAGUGUUGGAGUGGAUGAAAGGGGUGGGCGGCGAAUGCGCUCCGAACCAGAUAACGUAUGUCAGCGUGCUGUCAGCGCUGGGGCGGGCGCAGCAGUUGGGGGAGGCGGAACGGCUGUUUGAAGAGAUGGCGGGGCGGGGCUUGAAGCGCAAUGUGGUGGUGUUCAACACCAUGAUGAGCGUCUACGUCAGGUGCGGUCGGCCCCGCGAGGCGCUGGCUCUGUUCCCCCUCAUGUCUGCCGCGAGCGUGCGCCCCGACUUCUAUUCGUAUGCAACCGCCAUCAACGCGUGUGCCGCCAGCCCUGGUUGGCUGCCGCGCGGCAUCUCCCUCUUCGAACAGAUGCGCCGAGAAGGCGUUGCCCCUGAUCCGGUAGUCUAUAACACGCUCCUUAAGGCGUGCACGCGGGGGGGGCAGCCUGGGGAGGCUGUCCGCAUCUUCCACCAGAUGCAGGCGGACGGACUUGAGCCAACGUUGGUGGGCUUUAACACCUUGCUGGAUGCUCAUGCGGAGACCGGCGGGUGGCAGGAAGCGUAUGGCGUUUUGGCAGAGAUGCGGGAAGCGGGGUUCCGGUUGGACGUGAUCAGCUUCAACACGCUGGUCAAGGCGUGCUGCCGCGCGGGGCAGCUGCGCGAGGGGCUCAAGGUGCUGCCGCAAAUGAGGGCAGCAGGGCUGCAGCCAAAUGUGGGGACCUUCACACUGCUCAUAAGCGCGUGUGCCUCCGCUGGGUUGUCGGAAGAAGCGGCUGCACUCUUUGCGCAGCUGAAGAAGGAGGGGGUUCGGCCAGACGCGCUCGUGUUUGCAGCGGUGAUCGAUGCGGCGGAUAGCCUAGCACGAGUUGAGGAUCACCUGAAAGCGCUCGUAGAAUCGGAAGUAACGCAGACGGGGCCGGUUUACACGGCCCUGAUACGGGCAUACAGCCGGCAUGGGGAGCUGGCUAGGGUAGAGUCCGCCCUGGUAGAAGCGAGGCGGCGCUUGUCACCGCUAGACGUAGGACUGUACAAUGCCGCGCUGGAGGCGUACAGCCGGGCCGGCAGGGUAGGGGACGUUGUGCGGGUGUUCGACCAAUUAGAGCGCGACAGCUGUACAGCGGACGAGGUUAGCUACACGAUGCUGAUGGAUGCGUUGGGCAAGUCGGGGCGCCUUUCUGCGCUCGUGGACACUUUACGGCAGAUGCAGGGCGUCGGGCUCGCGCCGGGGCUGGUGCAGCUGGCGGUGCUGGUCGACGCGUUUGCCAAGGCGGGGGACGUUGACCGCGCGGCGCAGGUGUUUGACGAGAUGUCCCUGUUGGGAGUCGAGCCGGGCGCGGCGGCGUUCAACAGCCUGCUGGCGGCGUAUGCACGGGCGGGCCAGGUUGCACGGUGCAUCAAAACGUUCCGACGGAUGCGCAAGGUCGGGGUGCGGCCGACGGUGGAGACGUUCUCGGUGCUGAUCGACGCGUUUGGCCGCGCGGAGCGGGUCGUGGAGGCGGAGGCCAUGUUCCAGUGGCUGCUCAACGAGGGCCUGCAGCCGGACGCGGCCGCGUGGACCACGCUCCUGACCGCGUACGGGCGGGCGGGCCUCCCCGACGAGGCCGUCGAGUGCUUCCGGCGGAUGCAGCGCGGGGGCGUGGCGGGGGACGUGGUGGCGUACACGGCGCUCAUGAGUGCCCUCCAGCAGGCGGGGCGCGACGCGGACGCGCUCACCGUGUUUGACGAGAUGGCCGCGGCGGGGGUGGCGCCCGACGCGCUGGCGCGAAACUUGCGCGUAGGUGCACUGUGCCGCCUAAAGCGGGUUGCCGAAGCGGAGCGUGGUGUGGAGGGGCUGCUGCAAUGCGGGGAGGCCGACGUGCGCACCGUGAACGCUCUGGUGGAGGCCUAUGCGGCGGAGGGGCAGGUCGAGGCGGCGCGGCGCCUCCUGGACCGGAUGCGCGCAGCAGGGCUGGCGCCGGACGUGGUGUCGUACUCGGCCGUCAUUACCGCCCUCGGGAGGCUCCGCCGUUUCGACGAGGCCGCCGUCGUAUUCGCGGCCAUGAAGCGUGACAGCGUCACCGCGCGGCUCACCCGCCCCGCCUACGAGGCGCUGCAGGCGAUCGUCAGCCGCGCCCCGCCGAACAGGGACAGCGUCAGCAACUGACGUACGCAGCAGCGGCGCCGGUUGUGCUAGAAAGUGGAGGUGCUUGCUGCUGUCAUGCGCCGCAGCUCGUUUUCGGUGGCUCUCUGGAAAUGCCUGGCGGCCUGGAAGAGCGGAGCCUGGGCAGUCAAGGCUUGCUGAAGCCGGAUCUGAUUGCGUCGUUAACCAGUCUACCAAAGUGAGGGGUUGAUUUGUUGAAGCGGUUUCCCCAUCUGCCACGAAACUUGAGCCAACCCUCGUGAUGCAGCGCAACGUCAUGCUCAGACGGCUGGCGGUUGUGUUGCCACUUCGCAACAUGCGUGUACUUCGCCCACACCUCAGAUAUGAGUCCUAAAGAUAUGGAUUCUAUCGCAACAAUCGAGUGAUGAAGUGUGAGAUGGUGAAGGAAAAGUUCAUCAAAAUCAUACCGGUUAAGGUGCAUGCUCAAACAGG
This is a messenger RNA of Klebsormidium nitens, 3945 nucleotides long. The record is from the annotation of a GenBank genome assembly. NCBI's taxonomy places the organism in Eukaryota, Viridiplantae, Streptophyta, Klebsormidiophyceae, Klebsormidiales, Klebsormidiaceae.